Osmerus eperlanus (European smelt) is the source of this 1534-nucleotide messenger RNA. RefSeq names its product iodothyronine deiodinase 3b (gene dio3b). Gene Ontology annotation, molecular function: thyroxine 5'-deiodinase activity. The record is from RefSeq and is a predicted model, not a curated record. Gene Ontology annotation, biological process: thyroid hormone metabolic process. NCBI's taxonomy places the organism in Eukaryota, Metazoa, Chordata, Actinopteri, Osmeriformes, Osmeridae. The transcript has a single exon.
UUUUUAUUCAAAUCCUAGCUGUUCCUAUAAAAAGGCAAACUCAGAACGUCAGAGAAUUUCAUCCGAUGAGGAAAGGUGACUAAUGCGAUUGCCUUUUUGCUUGCCCGGCUGCAUCCCCUCUGCAGGCACCAAGAUGCAGGAGACUGCAGGUGUCCAAAUGCUGAGGGCUUUAAAGCAUUCAGCCCUUUGCCUGAUGCUACUGCCACGCUUCCUUCUGGCAGCGCUCAUGCUGUGGCUCCUAGAUUUUUUGUGCAUCAGGAGAAAGGUGUUGCAAAAAAUGGGAGAGCAGACUGGCGGACCUGACGACCCGCCGGUGUGCGUAUCCGACUCGAACAAAAUGUUCACCCUGGAGUCUCUCAGAGCCGUGUGGUACGGCCAGAAAUUAGACUUUUUCAAAACGGCGCACCUUGGACUUUUUGCGCCCAACACUGAAGUGGUACAGCUUCAAGAGCAAAAAAAGGUUCGAAUCCUAGACUACAUGAAAGGGAGGAGACCGCUCAUCUUAAACUUCGGGAGUUGUUCUUGACCACCGUUCAUGACGCGCCUUGCCGCGUUUCAGCGGGUCGUCGACCAGUACGCGGACAUUGCCGACUCCCUUCUGGUUUACAUUGAGGAGGCGCAUCCGGCGGACGGCUGGGUGAGCUCAGACGCACCCUAUCAGAUCCUCAAACACCGGUGUUUGGAGGACAGACUGAAAGCGGCUCAGCUGAUGCACUCGGAAGUGCUCGGGUGCAGCGUGGUGGUGGAUACUAUGGACAACUCGUCCAACGCUGCAUAUGGAGCUUAUUUCGAGAGACUCUAUGUGCUGAGAGAGGAGAGAGUCGUGUACCAAGGGGACCGGGGCCCAGAGGGAUACCGGAUUUCUGAGCUCAGAAACUGGCUCGAGCAAUACAGGAAUGGUCUCCAGAAUUCCAGAACAGUGGUGCUCCACGUCUAAUUUAUCAUUUCCAACUGCCAACAUCCAUCCCAGUGCGCGCUAAGUGUCUACAGUGACGAAAUAUUAAGAUGCUGCUGUAAACUGUUAUCACUGCACACAGCCUACGUUGUUUUGCUCCAGUGUCCAUCAGCAGAAAUAUUCAGCAAAUAUCAUGUUUAAAAAUGUGAAGUUCUAGGUAGGCCUAUAGCUGUUCUGUUGUGCGUGUCUUGCCCGCGCUUAGUCGUUCGUUUUUGUCUGGAGCUGUCAAACUGAUAUAAACCUGUUCAAAUAUUCACUAUUCAUAAACCAUUCUAUGAUUAUGAGCAUUUUAUUUUUUAUACCGUGUGUGUGUGUGUGUGUGGGUGGGUGUGUGAGUGAGCGAGUCUUUGAGAUUGAGAGAGUGAGCAUGGGAAACAGUGACUAAAGCUAAAACCUUUUACUCCUGUGUUCUUGUGAAGUUCGGCUUUUAAAAGGUUCAGCCAGAAAACCGAUACUGAUGUUAUCAACACCGGAGUAUUUGGCGGUCAGCUGGAGUUUAUCCCUAAUGAAAAACUGCCAAACUUGUCAAUUGUAAAUAUAUUUUAUUGAACAGAUAUUUUUAAUAAAUGUUAGAACACA